GUGAAUAAUGUCAUGGAGGAUGCAGCGGCCAAUAUGAUCGUGCAGUCGCCCUACCUGUGCCUCCUGUUCCCGGUGACCGCCGGCCAGCAGGGUCCCGCGCUAGGCUCCGACGAGGAGGAGAUCGUCCUGCUCACCUACGUGCUCGUCGACCCCGACUGCAACAAGGUGGUCAACAUCCAGCAAUAUGUGGUCAAACCGCGGACGGCGGACAUCAACGAAAGCAUCCUGUCCGAACAGUGUUUGGCAGAGACGACGCUGACGGAGGCCGCGGUAAAGGCGGCCGAGCCCCUGGAGACCGUCCUAGCUAAGUUUGAGUCGUACGCGAGGACCUAUCUGUUUGCGGGCGAGCGGCCGCGUGGCAUCGAGUUCAUCGCCGACGGCCAACUUGCCCUGCGACAAUGCCUGCACCCCGAGGCGUGCUCCAAGAACAUCCAACUGGCCGAGUUCUACGAGAGCUUCUACGACCUGAGGAAGGAAUUCUGCGCGUUUUAUCACGCCGAGGAGAUCCACUCAAUCAGAGCCAUGGUUGAAUAUCUGCAAAUGCUUCCCAAUCCGGAUCUGGACCGGAUCGAGUUCCAAGCCCGAGAGGUCCGCAACAUGUUAAGUCUGGUUUUAAGGCUGAUUGCAGACGGCCACAAAUUCGAACACCCAGAAGUGAUAACAGUGAGAUUGGAACCUGGUAUAUGCUCAAAGAAUGAAGAGGUAGACUCCAACUGUGUGGUUCGUGCUCGCGGUCUUCCCUGGCAGUCGUCAGACCAGGAUAUCGCUAAAUUUUUCCGAGGCUUGAAUGUGGCUAAAGGUGGCGUUGCCCUUUGCCUAAGUCCACAAGGAAGAAGAAACGGUGAAGCGCUCGUCCGAUUUGUAAGUCAAGAGCAUCGAGACAUGGCCCUUAAACGCCACAAGCACCACAUAAACAACCGCUACAUAGAGGUCUACAAGGCCAGUGGCGAGGACUUUGUCAAUGUGGCCGGCGGCAGCAACAACGAGGCCCAGGCCUUCCUCUCACGGGGCGGCCAGGUCAUAAUCCGAAUGAGGGGUUUGCCGUACGACUGCACUGCCCGACAGGUGCUCGAGUUCUUUGACUCGGGCAACAACCCGUGCUCGGUGCUUGACGGGGAGGAGGGCGUGUUGUUUGUGAAAAAACCUGAUGGACGCGCGACAGGCGACGCAUUUGUCUUAUUUGCUCAAGAGGAGGACGCCACGGCUGCCCUCAGCAAGCACAGGGAGCUGAUUGGCACCAGAUAUAUAGAACUGUUUAGAAGCACUACAGCUGAAGUGCAGCAGGUGCUUAAUCGGUCCAUGGAUCCAAAAACGUACGAGCAGCAGCAACCGCUGAUUGCACAAAUUCCCCAAGUGCCUCUCCUUCCACAACAUAUAAUAACAAGUGGAACUCGAAAGGACUGCAUCAGACUCAGGGGCCUCCUGUACGAGGCUCAAGUAGAACAUAUUUUGGAAUUUUUGGGCGAGCAUGCCAAGAAUAUUGUCUUCCAAGGAGUGCAUAUGGUUUACAAUGCACAGGGACAGCCGUCCGGAGAGGCCUUCAUACAAAUGGACUCGGAGCAGAGUGCCUUCCUGGCUGCCCAGCAGCGCCACAACCGGUACAUGGUGUUCGGAAAGAAGCAGCGCUACAUCGAGGUGUUCCAGUGCAGUGGCGAGGACAUGAACCUCGUCCUGACUGGCGGUAUCCCGGCCCAGAAGGUCCUCACCUCGCCUGGUGCUGUGCUGCCUCCACCGUACGGCGCAGCCGGUUUCCCGUACGUGCCUCAGCCGCAGCCGUCUCUCAUCCCUGCGGCCACUGCGGCCCCCCUGACGCCGAGGGCGGCGGCUCCAGCCUUCGGCUUCCCUCCGAUCUUCUACUGGCCAUACCCGUCGCCGCCGGUGAGCCCGACCUCGUACUACGCCGGCGUGCCACCCCCGCCGCCUCACCAGGCUGCCCCCACGCUGGGGCUGACACUCACUCACUGUGCUUCUUGCCACGUUGCACCCCCAGACUGGCGUCCAAAUUUUGCCCCCAGAUCACCCAGGACUGCAUCCAAAUGCAACGAGGGUGUGACGGCCGACCGACCGGCGAAGCCAUCGUCGCCUUCCCCAGCAGAGCUGGCGCUGAGCGUGCGAUCCUGGAGAAGAACCGUCAGAGCGUGGGCAACCGCUAUGUCGAGUUGUUCAUGGUGUAAAUACGCGAAUGAGAGUAAAAGCAAAAUAAGAAGAAGUGCGCCCAAGUACGCGUCCGUACUGUACAUAACUCUAGCAACAAAGAUCACGCCUGUCUUCCUUAAUUUUAAGAAGUACAAAAUUCAUGACAGAUUUGAAAACAUUGAAAAAAUACAAACGAGGCCACGUCGCGUUGAGUCACCAAAAAUGAAAAUCCUAGUCUGUGCACCGCCUUUGUCUUGCUUCGCCGCUCAACCAAUACUCCAAAAAAAAUAAUGAACGGAAUCAACUUGAUUGAUUGCUAUUAUAUUAAUUUUUCUUAUAUCCCUGUGAUAGCUGGAACAAAAUUCACUAUCCCCAAAAAAUGGUCGGAGAUCUCAAGUGAGAGAGAAAAAGAGAAGGAUGGAUAUCGAGUGCAAUUUAUUUUGAUGGCCCCCACACUGUCUAAAGUGCACUAAUUUUUUAAAAAGAAUCGUAUAUUGUUGUUACUCACAUAAUAACUAUUAUUAUUAUACUAUUUUAAAUGAAUUGCUAUUAUCAUUAUUGUAGCCUACCAAGCUAUGUUGUUCUAAUAAAACAAUAUUCUGCUUUUGAAUGUUAAA
This is a messenger RNA of Neocloeon triangulifer, 2753 nucleotides long. RefSeq names its product RNA-binding protein fusilli (gene fus). Gene Ontology annotation, molecular function: mRNA binding. The transcript has 12 exons. Gene Ontology annotation, biological process: regulation of RNA splicing. Gene Ontology annotation, cellular component: nucleoplasm; ribonucleoprotein complex. The record is from RefSeq and is a predicted model, not a curated record. NCBI's taxonomy places the organism in Eukaryota, Metazoa, Arthropoda, Insecta, Ephemeroptera, Baetidae. The coding region runs from base 13 to 2427 and encodes 804 amino acids.